AUGAGUGAAAAAUGGGGUGAAGAGCGUGGAGCACAAAUCUUGUUAAAUAGCUAUAUUUAUGAUUAUAUGUUAAAAAAUGCAUGGAGUACAGCUGCACGAGCUUUUAUGGAAGUUGCAGAAGUACCUUUAUCGAGUGAAAAUCGUUCAGGAAAUAAAGAAGAACGUAUUCAAUUGGAUAUGAUGGAUGGACUUAGAGGAAAUGAUAAAGAAGGGUGUUUAGGAGGAGGAGAUUCAAAGGGAGACAAUUUUGCGCUUUCCUCGGUAAAACAAGAGCCGGCACAUUCAGGGGAAUCGGAAACAGGAGGAGCAUAUUCUGGAUUACUUCAGCCGGCAGUAAUUCCAGUAGAUACUCCAGGAGGAUUUUUGUUAGAAUGGUGGACAGUUUUUUGGGAUAUCUUUAAUGCGAAGUCCGGAAAAGGAGGUUCUGAUGCAGCGACGGCUUAUUUUGCACAUGCACAGAAAAUGAAGCAUGAACAGCAGCGAGCUAUUGCAUCUAUGGGACAGCCACAUAUUGUUAUGAUUAAUCCUCAGUCAAAUUCUACAACUUUUAAUCCAGCUUUUAUGCGUACAUUUGAUAUACCAAACGGAAUGGUAAAUAUAUCAGGCCAAUCUGAUACAGCAACUCAGGCUGUGGAUACCCAAAUAAUAGGAACAAUUCCAUUAAAUGAGAAAACACGACAAAUAUUGAUGCGGCAAGCAAUGAAUAAUAAUAUUAGACGGUUUUCGCCAAGUGCAGCGCAAAUUCAACAAUUAAAAAAUCAGCAAUUUUUACAAAAUCAGCAACAAUCAUCUACAUCACAAGCACAAAGAAACCAGCGUGAUCUUGAAACAGACGUAAAUGGACAAACCCAGUCUUCCCGAUCACCCGCUCUUUCAAAUCAAGUUCUUUCUCCCUCAAAGAGGCAAAAAUUGUCUCCGGAUGGAUCAUAUACUUCUGUUCAGGGAACGAUACAAGCACGUCCACAAAUGAUACAAAAUAAUCUUGUAGCAGCAUCAACAACUCUUCAGACUCAACAAGCAAAACAAAUGUUAUUGAAUUCUGGAAUUAAUCCGGUCGGUCUUACACAACAGCAAUUUACUGCAUUUCAAUCUCAAACGCCCUCUAUACAACAGAGACAAUUACAAGAAUAUACACAGGGCUUUGCAAAUCAACAACAAAGAGUUAUAAAUAUUGCUAAAGGGCAAGUUUCAAAUCAAUGUGUUCCUUCAUCAAUAAUAACGGGUGAUGGAAAUGAAAUCGGGCCUAAUGAUUUUUACGGAAAUAUAUUAUCAUCUCAGCAGAACUGUCCGACAAAUCCUAAUAAUCACGUCCUUGAGGAUUAUCAAAUGCAGCUUAUGUUUCUUGAGCAGCAAAAUAAAAAACGCCUUAUGAUGACUCAUCAAGAUCAAGAACGACUCCAGUCACAAGAUUCAUCCGCUUUUCAGAUUUUAUCUCCACAAGGAGUUAGAAAUGCUCUUUCUCCAAAAAAUAAUCAUAACGAUGCUAAACGUGGCAUUUCAAAAGUGGCACAUCAAAAUUCCCCUAAUUCACCUACCGAUGUUUCACUUUCUCAACAAAAUAAUACUUCUAGAAAUACUUCGCCUAGUGUUGCAGGAUAUAAUGGCCAAAUUCAGUCUGAUACUCAUUCGCAAAUUAUGUUUUUCAAUCAAGCAAAAACUAUGGGAGAUAUGCAAAGCGAUGGAAUGAUGAUUAGUCAUAAUGGACAUAUUAUUAGAUCUCAAAUGACUGAUCAGCCCAUUUAUACGAAUAAUCCACAAAUGCAGAUAGCUAUGAUAAAUGGUAGACCAGAACAUUUAAUAAAUUCAAGAGUAGUACGAACAAAUCAACCCAGUGCAAUAUGGCAGCAACAGCAAAUAAUGCAGCAUUUAGUUAAUCAAAAUCAAAAUCGUAAUAUUCAAAUGCAAAAUAUAAAUCAUACACAAGGGCAUUUAAACCAACAUUCACCGCAAAAUCAAAUAUCGCAACAAUCUCAGCAGCAAUCUCAGCAAUCAUCACAAUCACACCAGCAACAAUCACAACAGCAGCCGCAGCAUCCGCAGCAACAACAAAUACAAACAUCACAAAAUAUACUGCAAUCUACAUCUGCUAACCAAACAUCACAAGGACAUAUUCAAUCAUCUCCCAUUGUACAGAAUAGUGUAUCACCAACCCCACAAAUAAAUAAAUUAAAUUUGAUAAGAGAAAAAAAGGGAAAAGAUGCUAGAAAAUCUAAGAAAACGCUUUCAGGUGCACCUGUUACACCAAUAUCCGAAUCUUCUUCUAGUACACCAAUUACUUCACAUAAUGGAGGGAACUUUCUUCAGACAAACUCUUCUGCUUCUCAGGAAAAUUCAUUAUUACAAACUCCUGGUUCUAUUGUGCCUUCUUCGGAUCAAGCACAGGCACAAGCUGAUCCUCCAUCCUCAUCUUCAUUUGCAAAUAUUGAUAAUGGAGAUCCUAGUUCAUUCUUGAACGAUUUCAAUGCUGGAAAUGAUUUAGAUCUAGGGAUAAUGAAUGACUUUGAUUUCGAUAGUUUUCUAGAAGAUAUUAGAAGAUAUUAA
Pneumocystis murina B123 is the source of this 2541-nucleotide messenger RNA. RefSeq lists its product as hypothetical. The record is from RefSeq and is a predicted model, not a curated record. Lineage: Eukaryota; Fungi; Ascomycota; Pneumocystomycetes; Pneumocystales; Pneumocystaceae. The transcript has 10 exons. Gene Ontology annotation, cellular component: nucleus. Bases 1 to 2541 code for a protein of 846 amino acids.